GAGUUUGGAGAGGAGAGGAAGGGGGAAGAGAUACAACUCCACCAGGCUUUCCCCGCCACCACCACCACUACCACCACCACCACCUCCUCCCCCUUCAGGAAUUCCAUCGGGCCUAUUGUUACUCAUGAGACGCGAGCAGGACCCUACCAGCCCCUCAGUGGACCUCAGGAAGUGGAGCAGCACCCCAGGGGGACCUCAGAUGACCUCCAAACAUACCAGGUCCCACAGACGAGACCCAUCGCCUCCAGGUCACACUCUGUACCAAGGGCCUCAGAUCAUAUAGUGCGCAGGGUCGAGGUCACAGGCCCACUGGUGACCUCUCCUGCCCCUGUGUCUAUUAUUGGGGGCAGUGUGACCUCAUCAUCAUCUUCUUCAUCAUCAAGCAGAUUUUUUAGUCGAUCUGGUUUCUUCCGGCCCUCCUCUCCUCCUGCAGGUGGGAAGAGAGACACAACCUCUUCCUCCUCCUUCUCCUCCUCUGAGCGGGGAAGAGAGAGGGCCAAAAAGACCUCCUCCUCCUCUUCCUCUUCCUCCUCCUCCUCUAGGCAGUUUCUGAAGAGGCUGUUGAGGCUGGGAGGAGGGAAGGAGGAGGACAAGGGGAAGGAGGUGAAGAAGGAGGCAAUGAAGAAGGGAAGACCCACAAUCAUUCAUCCACUAGACUACAAUGGACAGGGUGUGGAGGUCAUUGCUCGGCCGGAGAAGACGAUGCCCCUCUAUGACUACAGUGGCAUUUAUGGGUACGUGCCGCCCCCCCAGGCUGCCCCCCGCUGCCCCCCCGAGGAGACCUACGCCAUCCCCGCCCAGGCUAGAGCAUCCCCCGUCCCCUCCUCCUCCUCCCUCUCUGCCACCUCCUCCAUCUCCUCCGACCCUCCCAUCUCAGCCCGGGGGGAGGGAGGGGGGGUGGUGUAUGACCCUGCCCCCCUCCCUGUCUCCACCACCACCACUACCACCACCACCACCACCACCACCACGUCCCUAGAGAAGAGGAAUUCUAGUGUAAGAAAGCAGGAAUCCACAUCAGGAGGAGCAGAGGUGGAGAGGCGGGAAUCUCUUCUAAGCCACGCCUCCACCACCACCACCUCCACUAACAACAACAACAACAACAGUAGUACCCAUGGUCUUGGCUAUAACUCUGAAGGUGACGUGCGUGCUCCCAUCACCCCCCGUAAGCCAGGUCGUUCCUCCAGCAUUAGGGGGGAGGAGGACAGGGAGAAAAGAAGAGCUCCACAGCCUCCUGCCAUUGUACAGCAAGCAGCACAGGAGGCAGCACAGAAGGCCAGCAGCAGACACCAGCACCAGAAGCAGGACAGCAUCAGCAGCACAGGAAGCGGCAGUACACCCCGACCUGUCAGCAAGGGCCCAGCUCCUGCCCGGCCGCCCCCACACACCAACAGUGGCGCUGCAAACACUGAUGCUGCACUGGAGGAUGAUGAUGAUGAUACUGGACCAAGACAACAUUACCACCACCACCACCACCAACAACAACAACAACAAGAACAAGACAAGGAGAACGCAGAGGAGGAGACUGGAGGAGGAGGAGGAGACCAGGAGAUGAGGACCAGGAGGAGGACAAGGAGGACCAACUCAGACCGCCGUACCACACAGGAGGGCGGAGGACGGCUGAGUGGGGGACGGGCGGGACCUCUGGCGCCAAGGUCCCUCCAGGCGCAGUAUGGAGCUGUCAUGUCUGCGAAUAUGGACGCUUUGGCUAAUAUUCUCGACCAGCUCUCGGCAGAAACACACCCACAAGGCUAUGAAGACCUGGCCAGCACGUCAGCCACCUGGGGCGACAUCACCAUCGAUGACCGCAUCCUGGUGGGGGCGGGACAGCGGCUCUUCUAUUCAGGGGCACUGCGGGGCCGAGAUGUGACCCUCAUGUUGACGUCGGAAGCGAAGAUCGAGGCCCAUCACCUUCUGACGCCCCUCCCCCUCGUGGCCUUCAAGGAGGACCACCUGCCUGCGCGUCUUCUCUCCCACCGGACUAUUGUCAGGGGGAAUUUCUCACCUGGCACAGUUUGGGCCCUUCCUCCUAUGAAACUGACGACACUGAGAUCUCGAGUCAAAGAGGAGAUGGGAGAGCCUGGGCCUGGGGAGUGGCUGCAGGACGCGUGCCUCCUCCUGCUGCAGCUGGUGACAGGCCUGAAGCAGCUGCAGGCGAGAGGGGUGGAGGAGACGUCGCUGGAUCUGGCAGUAGUGGCUCAGGAUAGCAGGGACCCUCACCCACGCUUGAUUCUUGUUCCACCACCCCCUGAUGCUUGUGGGGGCGCCAUGUCGUUGUGCCAGUGUGCUGCGGCUGCCACCCUGCUGCUGGUGGGGGCGCAGCAACCCGAGCAGCAGGCCAGGGAGGGCAGCUGUGAGGUGCCACCCUCCACUCCUUCUCACCAUGCCUUUGUGUGUCUCCUGCAGCUACUACACAGGGAGCGCUCUGUCUCUCUCACCCAGGCCAAGAGGGUGCUGGAGGCCAUUCUCUUUGGACCUGAGAGCUUCCUGACGGGGGAGGAAGAGGAUGAGGAUGAAGAGGAGGAGGAGCAGGAUGACGAGCAGGUGGAGGCGACCCUGGAGCGGUGGCUGGAUCUGGAAAGAGCUACAGUACUCCACUCCCUUACCCGUGGCCCCCCACACUCCCCCAUCCUGACCAAGUUCCACCUGCUGUUCCUGGUGAGCACCUCCGCCAGGGUGAUGCGGGAGGCAGUCAGGCUUCUGGCAGCGGCACGACCUCACCCUCCAGAAGUCACGUCUUUUUAAACUAAGAAAAAAGUGGUGUUAUUUAUUGAUUGGUUGUUGUUUUUUUAUUUACUAUUUCUUCUUUUCGUCUGUACCCUUAGGAGAAUCUAGCUUUUUUAUUUAUUAUUAGGUGGAGUGACCUUGAUUCCUGGAAGUCAUGUCUUUUGAACUGAAAGAAAGGUGUCGUUCUCUAAUUGGUUAAUUUUUCUUUAUUUUUUUUCUUUUCUUGUGUACUCUGGAAAAUUUACCUAUUUUGUUAGGCGGCAUGACCUUGACCACUUGAAGUCGCAUCUUUUUGAACCGAAAGAAAACUCACUGUUUAUUUAUUGAUACAUUUUUCCCUCUCCUGUUCAUAGGAAAAGUGACAUUUUAUGAUUUUUUUUUUUUCCACUGUGAUGUUUUUUAGUUUAUUUCCACAAGAAUUGCUCCCAGGAAAGAGGUAUUUUCAGAUACUCCUCACAAAGGUGUCUGUUUCUCAAGUUAUCAAAGAAGCCAAGUUUUUUUUUAGCGGCCCAAAAAGAAGGUGAUGUGUUUUAAGUUGUUCUUCUAAGGUGGUAUUUUUUUUAUUAUAAUUUUUUAAGCAAUCCCAAAAAAAGUGAGUGACCUUUUUUUACGUGUUUGAAAAAAAGGUUCAUUCUUGUUUCUAGCGAGCCCACAGAAGUGCCCGACCUCUUGCUGAAAUCGUCCAGAAGUGAAUGUCUUGCUGCUUAGGGUGACUGCUUUCCCUAAAAACAAUAUCAGCUUCCUUAAGGCACCUCCAAAAAAGUGACCUUAGCCAGGAACCUUAUUUGGACCUUAUUUGAAGCACCGACAGGAAGUGACUUAAGAUGCUGUGUUGAGACCCCAAUAAGUGACCUAAGAUGCUGUGUUGAGACCCCAAUAAGUGACCUAAGAUGCUGUGUUGAGACCCUUAUGUGCCUUAUCUUGCCUGACCUUUACUUAACCUGACCUGACCUGAAGCUGUACCUUGCUCACUCGUCCUCCCCCCUGAAGGCAGCAUCGUCCAGAAUGUUUUAAGGAAUCUGAACACCUCAUUCCAUAUUUUGAGACACUGGAGAUAGAGGGGAAUCGGAACGCCUUAUCUAACGCUGCAGGGAAGGAGGGAAGGGAUCUGAACGCCUUAUUUCUUCUCUCGUGAUGUGGGGAGAGAGAUAGAGAGAGAAUCAAACGCCCCAUCCAUUAUCUAGUGGUGCUGGGAGGGAGAGAAAGGGGAUCUGAACACCCUAUCCUUAUCUAACGCUAACAGGAGGGAAAUGGGAGAAUCUAAACACCAUAUUUCUUCUUUCUUGAUGCUGGGAAGGAGGUAAAGAGCAGCUGCACGCCCAGUUUCCUCUCGUGAUGGUCUGAGGGAUGCAGAGAGAAUCAAACGCUCUAUUCCUUGUCUUGUGAUGCUGGAAGGGGUAGCUGAUCCUAAGUCAAUUCCGAUGUGCUAAUAUUUCACUGGCUAGGACUGUGUGUGUGUGUGUGUGUGUGUGUGUGUGUGUGUGUGUGUCUGUGGAGGUACAGUGUUGUGAAUUGUGAUUAUAGUGCUCAACCACAUUGUAUGAGAGUGUGUGUUUGUGAGUGAAUCAAAAUAUGAUAUUCUCUACCAACAUAAUUUAGAAAUAUUCCGAGAUAUUAUGAAUAAUCAAAAGUAACCAGAGGGAGAGAGGUUGGUGUACGUCAAUUAAGUAACGUAUGCACGACGUCAGGUAAUGAAGUGUCUUGUACAGUAAUUAUUUACAAGCAGGACAAGCUUUAAGUUCUCACAAAUAAAUAUAGAUCAUUGAUAAUUGAUAUUUUGUAUUUUGGAAAACUUAAAAAAAAAAAUAAAAAGAUUAACUUAUUAUUCUGAAUUAGUUUUCGUUCUUUUCGUUAUGUAUAGUUGUGGUUUUUAGACAAUACUUUUUAUAUACAUAUUUUAUUAACUAUUUCUAUUCCUACUGUUUUUAUGUGCCACGUGUGAAUGAAGUUAUAAUUAUUAAUAGUUUUAAUAUGCUGACCAUAUUUAACUUCUUAAUUACCUGUAUAACCUUUCUUAAUUAUUUUCUUUUCUUUGUGGUGUAAUAAACGUUUCUUCUUUUGUAUAUAAUGUAAUUUUUUUGUACAAUUAUCUCAGUUCGCGUGUUUGUACAUAAUUCCUUCAUCAGACUGGUCAAGUGGUCGUUACGAUGGAAUAAAAUGGUGACUGAAA
This is a messenger RNA of Scylla paramamosain (green mud crab), 4894 nucleotides long. RefSeq lists its product as uncharacterized. NCBI's taxonomy places the organism in Eukaryota, Metazoa, Arthropoda, Malacostraca, Decapoda, Portunidae. The transcript has 13 exons. The record is from RefSeq and is a predicted model, not a curated record. The coding region runs from base 619 to 2742 and encodes 707 amino acids.